Messenger RNA from Dermatophagoides farinae (American house dust mite), 3027 nucleotides. Lineage: Eukaryota; Metazoa; Arthropoda; Arachnida; Sarcoptiformes; Pyroglyphidae. The record is from RefSeq and is a predicted model, not a curated record.
UCUAAAAUCAAUUUGAUAGAUCAUACAAAAACGACAAAUUCAGAAGAUGAAAUACAUCAUCAUCAACAAAAAUUAUCACCGAAAUCAAGUUCAUUACAAUUUGGUGCUAAAAUCAUACGUAACAAUAAUUUACCUACCGUACAACCAUUGCCGUCUAGUGGCGAUAAAUCAAAUUCAUUACCAAAUUAUGUUGGAUCAAUUGUAAGAACGGUAUCACCGAAUUUAAAUGAUUAUGGAACAAUUUCAACAACAACAACAACACCUACUACUACUACUACUACUACGGCGGCAACAACAGCAACACUGAAACCACAAUCAUCGGCUAUAAUUCGUGAUAAAUAUCGUAUCGAUUAUCUAAGACAACGUUAUAAUAAAUCAAAAUUAUUUAAUUCAACAUCAACAACAACAACGACAACAGAAUCAACAAUUGGAAAUGAUAAUCAAUCAUCAUCACCGGCACCGGUUUAUACGACAACUAAACCAUUAUUUCGUAAUCAUAAUAAUCAUGGAAAAUUUUUAUGGAAAAAUCGAAAUUCUAACCCAACAACAACAAUGAAUGUAACUGAAAUUGAUCCAAUACAAUCAUCGGAUAAACGAAUGGAAAUUCAACGUAUGAAACCAAAAUCUAUGUUGAAAUCAAUUCAAACAAAAAAUCGUCAACAAGAUACAAUGAAAUGGCGUCCAUAUCAUCAACGAACAUUGAAAACAUCGACAUCUACAACUUCAACGACCACAACAACAUCAACGACAACAACGUCGACGACCACUACUACUACAACUAUGGCACCACCAGCACCCGUAUAUAAACAUCCGGAGCAGGAAAUUCAUCAAAAUUCACAAGAUUUAAAAAAUUCAAUAAAAACAACAGAAUCGUCACAAAAUUUACAGAUACCUAAACCACCACAAUCUUCAUUGGAUUAUUCAUUCAUGUCAGAUAUGAUGAUGAUGAGAAAUGUGCCAACAACAACGCCAUCAACUAUUACAACAAUGGUAACACCACCAAAUUAUCAUCCAUUUAAUAUUGAUGAUGAUGACGAUGAUGAAAAUUUGAAACUUAGUGAAAUUUUUGAUCGAAAAUUCAACAUGAUCAAUGAAAUUUAUCGAAAAAAAUCACAACAAAAUAUUGAUCAUCAUCAUCAUCAAUCUGAUUUAUUGAAAUUGGCCACGAUAAAACCAUCAUCUCCACCAACGACAACACAGCCACCAGAAGUAUUUGUUACGAUUGAGAAUAAAUUCUAUGUAUUGCGCAAUAAUACACCUGUUGUACAUCAUCAGAUUCAGGAUCUUGAUGAACCAUCAAUUCAGCCAUUAGAGGUGAAAAUAUCAAAUCAAGAGCCAACGAUUUCUUCGAUUCACCAAAAUGCACCAACUAUCCAUCAUCAUCAUCAGCAUUAUUUUCAGCAGCCACAAUAUGGACAAAAAAUCAAUCAACAACAAUCAUCGAUAGAUAAUAAUCCACAAUAUCCAGAAUCAUUGAUGCAUUUCGUGCAGAAAUAUAAUGCAAUACCGUUAAUAAAUCGACAGCAGCAACAAUCGAUGAAUUCGAUAAUUAAUCCACCAUCAUCAUCGUUGGAUUUUAAUCAAGAUUUUCAAUCACCAUCAUUCACGCCAACUGUAAUACCAUUACAUCAACAACAACAACAACAACAUCAUCAGCAGCAGCAGCAGCAAAAGCCAAAAUUUGAAAAUUCAAAUCUUAAUAACGAUGAAUUAUAUCAGAUGGAUAAAUAUAAUCGAAAUAACCAUAUGCUUAAUCAAAUGAUGAUGAUGAAUUCUGAAUCAAUGGAACAGGAAACAAUUGAUAAUGGUAAUGAUAAUCCAUAUACAUUAGUAAGACAUUAUAUACAGACAUAUACACCGGAUGAAACGGAAAUUUCUGGUUUUGAACAAGCGAUGAAUGUUAUUCGUAAUGAUCUUAAUGAUAAUCGGCAACAACAACAACAACAACAGCAACAACAACAACAACGACAGAAACCAUUAAUGUUUUUACCAUUAUCAUUGACAACAACUACGACAACAUCAUUAAAACCAACAACAAAUGAUGAUAAUAAUCAUCACCAUCAUCAUCAUCAUCAGGAUGGUACGAAAAUAUUGCCGAGACCACCAGCAAAAUUAUAUACAAUGCCUAAAAAUGCAUAUCUAGAUCAUCCACAAUUGGAAACAAUACAUACACCACAGCAGAUUUCUAUUGAUCCAUUUUUAAAGACAAUGAUGGACAUGAUACAAGAACAAGCUGUAAAUCGUUAUAGUGAUUUAUCAUCAAUGAAUCGUGGUAAACAAUCAUCAUCAUCAUCAUCAACAACAACAGCAGCCAUUUCCAGACAACCAAAUCAUUCAAUAGUGCAUAAUAGUUUGUCGGCUUCGGAAUCACAACAAACAAAUCGACGACAACGUAAUAAACAAAUGCAAAUCCCAUCACCAUCAUCACCAUUGCCAAAAUAUUAUUUUGGCAUGCCAAGACCAAUAAUGAUGAAAUCACCACAACAACAACAUGAACGAAUAAAAUCGUCGAUAUUUAAUAAUGAUAUCGAUGAUGAUAAUUUGGAAUUAAAGUUAAAUGAUGUUUAUGGUAGACCACAAAAAUUGAAAACAAUAGGUGAUCUUUUGCAACAACAACAACAACAACAACAACAAAUUUUGAAAAAUCAUGAUUCUUCAUCAACAAAAUUAUUGGAUUCCAAUUCACAUGUUAUCGUGGACAAUGAUAAUAAUCGACCACAUUCUGAAACAUUGUCGUCAUCACCAUUAUUUCAUAAAACACCGGAAUCAAUGAUGACAAUGAUGAAUGUUGAUCCAUUUGAAGAAUUUUAUGAUCGUGAUAGGAUAUUAUCAUUGAAUAAUGCAUUAAUUGAUUAUCCAUCUAUUCAAUGGAAAUUACCAUUAUCACCUACAGAAGUGGCAAAAAAUGCUGCAUUACAAUAUGAAAAAAAUUAUAUAAAACAAACAUUGCCAUCAUCAACUAAUGAACAGAAAAAUUAUCAUAAUAAAAAACAUUACAAAAUGAUGAUCAGGAUGCGGAAAAAAUGA